Molecule: messenger RNA, 774 nt
Organism: Notodromas monacha
Lineage: Eukaryota; Metazoa; Arthropoda; Ostracoda; Podocopida; Cyprididae
Source: the annotation of a GenBank genome assembly
AUGUUGCCUUCUUUCCACGCCAGAGGGCUAAUCACUGAUGCCGUUUUCAUCGGCCAAGAAAACAUAAGACGAUUUUUCGCCUCUGAAAAUUCAAUGGCACCCUUCCGAGAAAUAAUCCACGCCGUGCAAGUUUUCUCGGAAUUCAACGCUACGAAAACAAUGGGAACGUCUUCGAGGAAACAAUCAGUUUUAGCACUCGUGGCUUCCAGUGAAAUCGAAAUUGAGACCUUUCUUUUUCCUGUGAAUUGGGAAAAAAGCACUUUGAUGUGGAACGGAGUGAAGAAAAACUUCAAACGCUUCGCAAAGGUUGUGGCAUUCGUGGAAAAGUCGAUUUCAGGGAAAUCGCCCGAGAAGUUCGAGAAAAUCGUCAAGUCUGUGAAUUCCCAACUCGCACCGAAUAAAUUCUACGUCGUGACGAUGACAAACAACGAAGACGAGAAGAAUUCUCGGUGCGAAAUUCGCCACGUUUGCCUUCAUUGUUGUGCGAAUGGGAAAACUUGCGUGGUUCAGUUGAAACGCCUGAAUAUUUUUCCGCGGAAAAACGAGCUGGACUUUAGAGGCACGCAGUUGCGAACAGUGUGUUACAAUUAUUUCAAAAAUUGUUGGAAAGUCGGUCCCGCGUCGUUUGAUGAUGUUGGAACCUUCGAUGGGUCGGAUUACAGACUGUUGAGAAUUUUGGAAGACAGCCUGAAUUUCACGACUGUCAUCAAAGUACCGCCUGCGUCCGAAGUGCCGGGAAUCGUGCUGCCGAAUGGAACAGCAACCGGUGUCUUG